Molecule: messenger RNA, 898 nt
Organism: Opisthocomus hoazin
Lineage: Eukaryota; Metazoa; Chordata; Aves; Opisthocomiformes; Opisthocomidae
Source: RefSeq, a predicted model, not a curated record
AUGUUGCAACUGUGCAACUGUGUGUGGGAAACACACGAGGAGCAUGAUACUUCUACUGAAAAUGCAGAUGAUUCUAACCAUGAUCCUCAGUUUGAGCCCAUAGUUUCCCUUCCUGAGCAAGAAAUAAAAACUCUGGAAGAGGAUGAGGAAGAACUCUUUAAGAUGCGAGCAAAGCUGUUCCGAUUUGCAUCUGAGAAUGACCUUCCAGAAUGGAAAGAACGAGGAACUGGUGACGUAAAACUCCUGAAACACAAGGAGAAGGGAACAAUUCGCCUCCUCAUGAGGAGGGAUAAAACCCUAAAAAUCUGUGCAAACCAUUAUAUCACACCCUUAAUGGAGCUGAAGCCUAACGCUGGGAGUGACAGGGCAUGGGUCUGGAACACACAUGCUGACUUUGCAGAUGAAAGCCCCAAGCCUGAACUUCUGGCAAUCCGGUUUUUAAAUGCAGAGAAUGCACAGAAAUUCAAGGCAAAAUUUGAAGAAUGCAGGAAUGAAGUAGACAAGAGAGCAAAGAAAGGCACAGACAAAAAUGAUAGUGCUGAUAAAGUUGCUGAAAAACUAGAAGAGCUUUCUGUAAAGGAAGAGAGCAAAGAAACUGAGAAGAAAGAGACCAAGGAAAAAACUGAAGAAAAGCAAUAAAUCAUCCUGGCCUUGCAGUUUUUCCUUUACUUUUUUCUUUCUUUUGUUUUCUUUUUUUUUUUUUUUUAAUUUUUACAAGGGACUUUAUAAGGAACUGAAGUCAAUGUUCAGGUUGUUUUUUCUAAGCUUUUGCCCUUUUGAAGAUGUCUUCAGAAAAGUCCAUUCCCCAGUCAUGAAAAUGUACUGUGCUAACUUUCUUUUCCAUAGUGGAAACACUUAUUUAUAGUCAUCCAAAAGAGUGAAUAAAACAAACUUGAAA